GAGAGCUUCCCUUCCCUUCCCGUCCUUGUGGGGCAGAAAUUUGCUGUCGAGGCUCUCGUCAACCUCUGAAGCAUGUGAAAGUGUUCUUCUCCCACAGUAAAUUCGGAAAAUAAGGAGGGGAUGGAAUGACCCGCUGCUUAGAAUGAGCCGGCCGUUCAUUACCAAGGUUUGGUAUUGAACUUGCAAGAUAAGGAAGAACGGCUUUUGUAGAUUGUGUGAGUAAUUGAAGUGAGUGAGAGGCUCAAGAAGUUAUUCAAGAGACUCGUUGCCGGCAGAUCGAGAUCGGGAUGUCUAGCUGCCGCAUACUUCCGAGGUUGCCGUUACGGCAUGCGCUCUCACAAACAACCAACCCCCACAAGCCAUGGCAUCCCCGGCUGUCGAUUCGAACAUCAUGGGUCCUCUCAGCACCUCGACGGCUCGCCCUUGAAACUCACACCGGCCAUCCCCCACGUUCCCUCAUCGCCUACCACACCACCACCAAGCUCCUCUCCACGGUAACCACCACCCUUUCUACACCCUCCACGCCCACCGAAGCCACACCACAACCUUAUACCCCUCCCCAAACCGGCCUCUUAUCCAUGCUCCCCCGGUCAUGGGUCCCAUACGCGGAACUGAUCCGCCUCGACAAGCCGACGGGCUCCUACUAUCUCUACUUCCCCUGCAUCUUCUCGACCCUUUUAGCGGCCCCGCUCGCCUUCCCCAUGACCCCGCCGCUCACCGUCCUGGGAACCUCCCUCCUCUUCCUCGCGGGCGCCGUCGUCAUGCGCGGCGCGGGCUGCACCAUCAACGACCUCUGGGACCGCAACCUGGACCCGCACGUGGCGCGCACGCGGCUGCGGCCGAUCGCGCGGGGCGCCGUGACCCCCUUCCAGGGCGUGGUCUUCACGGGGGCGCAGCUGCUGACGGGGCUGGCGGUGCUGCUGCAGUUCCCGCUGUCGUGCUUCUUUUACGCGACCCCCAGCCUGCUGCUGGUGGCGACCUACCCGCUGGCCAAGCGCGUGACCUACUACCCACAGUUCGUGCUGGGGCUGACCUUCUCGUGGGGCGCCAUCAUGGGCUUCCCCGCGCUGGGGGUCGACCUGCUGCACCACGCGCCCGCCCAGGCCGCCGCGGGCCUCCUGUACGCCUCCAACGUCGCCUGGACGGUGCUGUAUGACAUGAUCUACGCCCACAUGGACAUCAAGGACGACGCCAAGGCCGGCAUCAAGAGCAUCGCCCUCAAGCACGACCGCGAGACCAAGCAGGUGCUCUCGGGCCUCGCCGUCGCCCAGGUCGCGCUGCUGGCCGGUGCGGGCAUUGCGACGGGCGCCGGACCGGCCUUCUUUGUCGGGAGUUGCGGCGGCGCGCUGGUCACGCUGGGGAUCAUGAUUAAGCGGGUCAACCUCAAGAGCGUGAAGGACUGCUGGUGGUGGUUCGUCAACGGGUGCUGGAUCACGGGAGGGGUCAUCACCUUGGGGCUGUCGGCUGACUACCUUGUGCGGUAUGUCGAGCGAGAUGACGAAGAGUCGACGUGAUGUAUUGUAUUGUGCUUGUUUAGGCUUGUAUGCUGGUUGUAUGUAUGUGUGUAAUAUAUUCUCUCAAA
Chaetomium fimeti is the source of this 1582-nucleotide messenger RNA. Its product is annotated as UbiA prenyltransferase family-domain-containing protein. Gene Ontology annotation, cellular component: mitochondrial inner membrane. Gene Ontology annotation, molecular function: 4-hydroxybenzoate polyprenyltransferase activity. Bases 288 to 1514 code for a protein of 408 amino acids. NCBI's taxonomy places the organism in Eukaryota, Fungi, Ascomycota, Sordariomycetes, Sordariales, Chaetomiaceae. The transcript has 2 exons. Gene Ontology annotation, biological process: ubiquinone biosynthetic process. The record is from RefSeq and is a predicted model, not a curated record.